Molecule: messenger RNA, 1653 nt
Organism: Darwinula stevensoni
Lineage: Eukaryota; Metazoa; Arthropoda; Ostracoda; Podocopida; Darwinulidae
Source: the annotation of a GenBank genome assembly
CACCGCAAGUCCUACCAUUUCCGCGACGAGAAUCGAGCGAGCGAGCACCGCAACGAUCCGAACCGCACUGCCGUCUCUCCCUCAGUGGCCGCCCUGUACAAGAACGUCCACCCGGAGUACCCGUCGUACCUGUACCUGGUGGCGCCCAUCUCCCUCGUCUUCCUCAACCCCAUCGGCAUCCUCUUCCUCGAGAUCCAGCGCCAGUGGAACGAGUCGAGCCAGGGGGACUGCAGGGCGUCCAAGGCGAGCAUCGUCUUGAAGAUCCUGAGCGGGGUGGCGCUCAAUCCCAUCGUCUUCAUGACGGUGCUCGGGAUCGCGGGGAACUUCAUCUUCAAGCACUGCCUCCCGCCCAUCCUGGAGGGGAUCCUCAAGGUCCUGGGUUCGGCAUUCUCGGCGACGGCCCUGUUCGUACUCGGUCUCCGCCUCGUGGGCAAGGUUCACAGUCUCCGAGGCCCUAGUCUCGUCGUUCCUGGCAUUCUCAUUUGCGUCAAAACGUUGAUUUCGCCGCUGCUGAAUCGGGAACUGAUGACGGAGUUGCACGCAGGCUCGAAUCCGAACGAGACGAUGGAUCUCAGCAACUACGGAUUUCUCUACGGGACGUUCCCGACGGCUCCCACCGUGUUCGUGUAUGCGGCUCAGUACAACCUGGAAGCCGACCUGAUCGCAAGCGCGAUGGUGAUGGGGACGUUCCUGUCGGCCCCGCUGAUGUUCGUGUCGGCGAAGAUGGUGACGCUGAAGGAGGUGCGGCCCGCGGACUACAUCCACGAGCUCAGCGCCUUCCUCUUCAACAUCAGCAUCAUCGGGCUCAUCUGCUGCAUCUGGGUCUUGGCGGUGUUCGUGUCCAGCCGCAAGUGGCGCAAGAUCCCGCACUUUCUCACGCUGUGUCUCAUCAUCUCUCAGAUGGUGGCUUGCAUCGGCGUGCUCCUGUGGUCGCUGGUGGACUGCAACAACGCGUGGAAGCUCUAUCUGCAGUUCUUCGUCUUCGCGAUGGGGGUGUUCAGCUCGCGAGUGUGGACGGCCCUCCUCGCGCUCUCGCUCCUCCUGCUGCGCUUCAAGCGGAUCGCGACGCUGCUCCGGAUGAGGCCCGUCUUUGCGAUCGUCGGCUGGGGGAUUCCCUUGGCAUUGGUGAGUGCCCUUCUCCUCGUCGUUUCGAGCGAAACCAAGACGACAGAGAAACAAGAUCCGAACUUCCAAUACGGCCGCACGCAGGCCAUCGUUGCCGCUCUAGUUCUUAGCGUCUCUUUACUCGUUACGGUCAUGUCGCUCAUCAUGCAACAACGGUUGAAGAGGCGCUACGACAAGUACGAGGCGCUCGGGAAUUCGUCGGGAGAAUCCACGACCAGUCUCCUGGCCGAGGUCACCGAUUCCGAGAACGACCACGCCUCCAUAUCGAAACACCGAGGACGCACCGAAAGCCUAAACGUGAGCGUGGGAGACGAAGCCGAGGAAGAAGAGCUGGAAGCACUGUUCAGCCCGGCCACGAGCCUGAGGGCGGGGGCGAACGGGACCCGAGGGGACCCGGGGAGCGGAGAUGGGAGCUCGGCGCUCGACCCCGAGGAGGUGGGGAUCGUCAGGGACCGAGACGACGAGUUCCAAGUCCUGAGGCAUGUCAUCCUCCUUCUCGUCCUCUCCUGCUCCAUGAUCGUGGUGAGU